CGGAAGGUUUGAAAAUAUGAAAAGAAAAAGAGGGGAAAUCGAGGGUUCUGAGAAUUACGAUGAACCAGCAAGGACCAUUAAAAGAUUUUUUASGGCUCCUACAUCAGAGCAUACCAAGUCAAACAAAGACUCAAAACAAGUGUCAACACCCAAAYCAUUAUCAAAAUGGAAAUGGAACAAAACACUGUUAUAUUAUGACGAUGAUGUCAAACCAUCAGACAAGAUCGCAGCAUUUGACUUUGAUAACACAUURGUAAAAACAUCCUUGUAUAAACACGGUGUAGAUGCUUGGUCAAUCUUGUAUCCAAACUGUUUGGAAAAAUUAUCAACAUUACACAAAGAUGGUUUUAAGCUUGUGAUAUUCACCAAUCAAGCUGGGAUUGGUAGAGCAAAGACUGCAAGAGAAAAGAUUAUUGCAGAGAAAAAAGGAAGACUUUUGGGUUUUGCAAAAAAGGCUGGUUUACCAUUUCAGAUAUUUGUCUCUACUCAAAAGGAUAAUUAUUACAAACCCAACCCAGGGAUGUGGAACUUCAUGAGUACAGAAAUGAAUGGAGGAAAAGAUAUUGAUAAAGAUCUCAGUUUCUUUGUUGGAGAUGCAGCAGGAAGGAAGAAGGACCAUAGUGAUGCAGACAAAAAAUUUGCUGAAAAUUGUGGACUGAUUUUCUACACUGAGGAUGAAUUUUUCAGCUUAAAAAAGUGAUGUGCCAGGUUGUUAACAAACAAAGUACUUAUCAAUGGCUUCUUUUUUAUUUAUUGAUAUUCGUAUAUAAUACCACUGCUCAAAAAGAAUUAAUGAAAAAUAACUCGCAUACUACUCUUCCCAGUAGACCAUUACACCCCCCAYGUUUUCAAAAAUUGUUGAUAAAAAUUGAUAGCAUGAUCUCAUUUUGUGUACCAUGUGAUGAGCUUUUGGAUGUACCACGUGAUCAAAAUUUGUUGGCGUAAACCAAUUUUGAUCACAUGGUACAUCCAAAAGCUCAUCACAUGGUACACAAAAUGCGAUCACGCGAUCACUUUUUUCCAGCUGCUGGAGGGUUUAAAAGCUCCUCUGGAURGGUUGAAAAAUGUAAGGUGUAACGGUCUACUGGGAAGAGUAGUAUUUCAUGAAAGUGGCUUGAUACCAUAUUUCCCAUUACAAUAAUUAAUUUUAGUUUGAAAAAUAAUUCUGAAUUUUUUAAAUUAAAUCUAAGUUGGUAUAUAAUGUCAAUAUCAGCUUCUUGACUUGUUUGGUUUUGAAGCUUUCUUGGUACUCAUUAUCUUGACAAUUUGGUUUGACUCGUCAAUCAUUUCAUCCUUAUGCAUCACUCUCUUCUUGCCAGUAUUAUCGAGACACUCUGCUCUGACAUAUUCUCCAGCAAGUAAACAAGCUGGAGGAUGACAAAGUACAUUAAAMAGUUUACCAAC
This is a messenger RNA of Actinia tenebrosa (Australian red waratah sea anemone), 1404 nucleotides long. RefSeq lists its product as uncharacterized. Lineage: Eukaryota; Metazoa; Cnidaria; Anthozoa; Actiniaria; Actiniidae. Gene Ontology annotation, molecular function: double-stranded DNA binding; ATP-dependent polydeoxyribonucleotide 5'-hydroxyl-kinase activity; polynucleotide 3'-phosphatase activity. Gene Ontology annotation, biological process: DNA repair. The record is from RefSeq and is a predicted model, not a curated record.